AUGGUCAGCAAAGCUGCAAGCCGGCCCGGGGACGCCUCGGCCCAGCCGCCGCCCCCUCGAGACGGCUUGAAGGGGCGGGCUUACCACACCAAGUCGCGGGCCGGCUGCUUCUCAUGCAAGAAGCGCCACGUCCGGUGCAACGAGGGCCAGCCGGCGUGCUCCUCGUGUCAGCGGCUACUCCUGCGCUGCGAGUAUCCCCAGGGACCGCGCCGGCCGGCCAGGAACGCCGCCUCGGCAAAGCAGCAGGCCAUGCAGCACGUGCUCUUGCCGGUCGAGCAGAGCGAGGAGGAAAACGCUUCCUCAUGCCACGCGCCACCCCGAGUAGGAAAAGCACUAGUAGUCUUAGCUGCGGCAAGGAGCACACGGAUGCCCAGGCACCUGUGGACGGUGGACGACACGGCGCGGGCCAUUGUGCACGCCGGUUUCGCGACUUUCGACCCCGCCGGCCUUACGCGGAGUAGGCUAUUUGCCUACAUCGUACCGCGCGAGAGCCUGCAUAAGGACUGCUACCGGUACGUAUGCCUCGCGAUCCGGGACCUGAGCAGGUCGCCCAACACGGCGGUGCGGGCCAGGGGCUUCCAUGCGCUGGGCCAGACCGAACACUUUCUCCCUCUCCAACCCGGCGGCAAGGACGACGGCAACAGCAACAUCAGCAGGAACAAGAGCAGACAUGGCAGCGCAGGAGCUGGAACAGACAAGCACCUCGUCGCAGCGGUGGGCAACUACGCUCGCGCCCUCGCCGCCUUCCGGGACGCCCUGCCAAGCAUGGCCCCCCCGGAUAUCGCCUACGCUACCGUGUGCUUCGCCGUUCUCGAGCUCCUGCAGGGCCAUGUCACCUCGCGUAAUGUCAUUAUGCUCGCUGGAGUGGCGCUCCUCCGCCCUUACGUCGUAGCCCCGCGAGAGACGCGGCCCGACGGCGCGGUCCGGUACGGCUUGCACCCGCGGUAUGCCGACUCCCGCGAGCUGUGCGACACCGAGGCCGUGAUUGUCCGGUACGCCGCAGCAGGCGUGCUGGGGGGCCUGACGGUGCCGCUCCCAGGCGUCGAGUCAACGUCGUCACCUCCAGACGAGCCCAGGAGUCACGGCAGAAAGAGACCCUCGCUGCCGACGUUACAUCUCCCUGACACGCUCCCGGCACCUCCUGAGCUGCCACACGACGAUGUUGAUGUUGAUGACGGCGGCCUGACAAGCUCAAUGGACAUGGACACGCUGCGGCGCCAGUGGGAUGCAUUCCACGGCACACUCGAGUCGUGGCUUCUCAGCCGGUACUGGGCCAUCGCCACCGGCUACACGCUCGACGCCUGA
Molecule: messenger RNA, 1305 nt
Organism: Microdochium trichocladiopsis
Lineage: Eukaryota; Fungi; Ascomycota; Sordariomycetes; Xylariales; Microdochiaceae
Exons: 1
Coding region: 1-1305 (434 amino acids)
Biological process (GO): regulation of transcription by RNA polymerase II
Molecular function (GO): zinc ion binding; DNA-binding transcription factor activity, RNA polymerase II-specific
Source: RefSeq, a predicted model, not a curated record